AUGACAGGAGCCGAGGUCAAGGAUAGAGCUACGCAGAGAGCCGUGGAUGCCCUUGCAUCGCAAUUGCGGCGGAGGCAACUUGUAGGUUCUAGGGAAGCCGCCCUUCAAACCGUACAUCUCCUUCGUAAAGUCGUCGCGGCCGCUAGAUUCGAUACAAUUGAUCAACUUCUCGAGACCGUGCGCUUGGUCGGAAAACGUCUGGCAGAAGCCCAGCCCCGAGAGAAUAGUGUCGGGAAUAUUGUCCGCAAGGUUUUAAAACUCAUUCGCGAUGAGUACGCUGCUGUGACUACACUUGAGGAGGCGCAGGCAACUCUCGGCGUGCCCAAAAAUUCAUCUUCUCGAGAAGAGUUCUUUCGAACUGGGCAGGAUCCGUUGACUGGUUUUGCUUCUACUUCAUCAGUUGCUCGAUUUGUUCUGAAGGGAAGGCCUACCGCGGUACCUGGCCACAGAUCCGCGCAAUCAGGUUCUGAGACCCCUGACACGAUGCACUCGGGGGACGUGAACAGAAAGGCGCAAUCAAUCAAGCCAGCAUUAAUAGAUGCAAUACAGGAGGUCAUCGAUGAACUGGAGACCGUGUACGAAAAUAUCUCUAAGAAUGCGCGCGACCACAUACACUCAGAUGACAUUGUGCUGACUGUAGGAAAAUCAAAGACCGUAGAGUCAUUCUUCAAAGCUGCAGCUCGAGAUCGAAAGUUUACUGUCAUCGUCGCUGAAACAGCGCCCUCCUACUCGGGUAGGGAGAUGGCAGCAUUAUUGGCUGACGCCAAGAUUAGCACCGUCCUUGUUCCUGAUUCAUGCUUAUAUGCAUUGAUGUCCCGUGUAAACAAAGUAGUCCUUGGAGCGCAUGCUGUCAUGGCCAACGGCGGCAUGUUCGGGAUAUCUGGCUCACUCCUCGCUGCUUCAGCGGCCAAGGAUCAUUCUACCCCCGUAAUUGUUUGUACCGGACAGUUCAAGUUGACGCCACUGUGGAAUUUGCAUUACCAAUAUGCAUCAGUAGACCUGGGAGAUCCCGAACAGGUCCUGAAUCUUUCGGAACUAGAAUACAACAUUCGAGAAGAAAAUGUCGACAUCCUUAAUCCCUGGUUUGAUUAUGUGAAGCCCGAGUUGAUUGACGUUCUCAUAACGAACUAUGGCGAUCACCCGCCAGCAUAUGUGUAUAGGUACAUAUCUUGGAAUCCCCUCUCUUUGGUUUCUCAUGCUCUCGACAGGAUGGUAACAGAGAUGUACGAUGAAGAAGACAACAAACUUUGA
This is a messenger RNA of Cantharellus anzutake, 1251 nucleotides long. RefSeq lists its product as uncharacterized. Gene Ontology annotation, molecular function: guanyl-nucleotide exchange factor activity; translation initiation factor activity. Lineage: Eukaryota; Fungi; Basidiomycota; Agaricomycetes; Cantharellales; Hydnaceae. The record is from RefSeq and is a predicted model, not a curated record. The coding region runs from base 1 to 1251 and encodes 416 amino acids. Gene Ontology annotation, cellular component: eukaryotic translation initiation factor 2B complex. The transcript is spliced from 6 exons. Gene Ontology annotation, biological process: translational initiation.